This is a messenger RNA of Cajanus cajan (pigeon pea), 1872 nucleotides long. RefSeq lists its product as uncharacterized. NCBI's taxonomy places the organism in Eukaryota, Viridiplantae, Streptophyta, Magnoliopsida, Fabales, Fabaceae. The record is from RefSeq and is a predicted model, not a curated record.
CAUCAACAUCUUGCUUUUCCCACAUCCCUAACCAAUAUUGCAUACUAUUCAAUGCCUAAUGACUUAUAGACUUACAGUUAUAUAUUUGCUAUGAAAUCCAUAAUUAAGCAAGACAAACGUUUUUAUAAGAUAGGGAUAGGGUGAAACCAUAAUUAGUCACAUUGAGUGAGGGUAACGUAACGUAAGCAAUUUAAGAUAGGGUCAUUUGUUUGAGUUCUGAAUUUUCAUCCGGUAGUAAAUUGUAAUUAAAUGUUAGAAGUUUAGAAUCAAUAGUAUUGAAUGCAGAACCGGGCAUCAUGCAUUUCGUUUUCUUCACUAUAUUUUGUCUUUACUGAUGUUUCUCUCCACAGGUAUGCCAGAAAACAGAAAGGAAAUUUCACACAUGGAAAAUCCCAGGAAGAGAAAAAGCCCGUGUCUUUUGUCACCUUCAAAUUGAAAUUGAAUCCUUCCCUUUUUCCCUCUCUCUCUGUGUCACGGUGCGAGCAAAUUCUUUCUUCGCGUGUCCGUGUCGGUUUAUUUCUGAACCCUAAAGGGAGAGAACGUAGGCAUUUUAUAAUGAGAGGCAUAGCGUCUUGUUACAACGAACAUGCCAUUCGCGUGUCCGAUUCCUAUUGCUCAAGGCCCUCAUCAAACCAGGCCUAUCUCUGUCCCAAACUGAACCCUUCCACCAGAGAUUCAGUUACCUGCAUGUACAAACUAACGCAAAAACAACUCUUUGUCACGCUAACUUGGGCCAAGAAACUCUUGGGCCAAGGCUUCAGCAUAACCAUCUCCAAUUCAGAAAUUUCUCCGUCCAAAUGCAACGCAAGGCAAUUGAGAAAGAACAAAGGCAACGAAGCAUUCGAAUCCCAUAGUUUUGAAAUUCAAGUUUUGUGGGAUCUGUCUGUUGCAAAGUACGAGGAAGGGCCAGAGCCGGUUGGUGGGUUCUACGUGGUCGUUUUGGUGGACUCCGAACUGGGCCUGCGCCUGGGGGACAAAAGCCCAAUUGAGGAAGUUCGGGGCUUGGAGGCGAGAUUCUGGAUGGUUUCGAGGAGCGAAACGUUUUCCGGCAGUGCCGUGUACGCGACAAAGGCGAGAUUUUGCGAGACGGGGAAUUGUCACGAUAUAUUGAUAAAGUGCGGCGCGGAGGAGGGAGGGUCGAAGAGUCACGUGUUGUCCGUGUGCGUGGACAAGAAGACAAUGUUCGAGGUAAAGAGGUUACGGUGGAAUUUUCGUGGGAACCAGACAAUUUUUGUGGAUGGUUUGGUGGUGGAUAUGAUGUGGGACUUGCACGAUUGGCUUUUCAAUUCCAAUUCUGCAGCCUCUGCAGUUUUCAUGUUCAGGACAAGGAGUGGCCUCGAUAGCAGGUUGUGGUUGGAGGAGAAGACCUUGCGUAAGGAACACGACAAAAUUGGCUUCUCUUUGUUGAUAUGUGCCUAUUGAAAUGAUGAGAAAACUUGAUGGGAGGAAUGAAGAAGAGUGGAUAUGUUUAUCUUUCACACCGUUUGUUUGGAGUUGAAAUGGAUAAUGAAUCCCCAAACUAUGUGGGUUCCAUAGGAGAUAAGUCUCUCUUUUCCUGGCAUGAAAUUGCAACAGGGAAAGGCCAAAAUACCUCUUUUCGGUUCUACUUUUUGGAUAAACAUUUUCCAUGUGCACCUUCCACAUCAAAUAUGGCCUUGUCGAGUUCUAGACAAGGUUGUUGUUUUAAAGAUACAUGACUAAUAUCUUUAUUUGAGAAAUUGUUAAAUAUUGACCCCAUAUAUACUACUCAUCUUAGACCAAAUAACAAUGCAAGAAUUACCUAAAAUCAUUGCACCAUUUGGUCGGGCUUGAAGAGUUGAGUUUGUAUUGAUGCCAUAAGGCUCAGGUUUAUUCCCCUUUUAACCGAAGUGG